UAUCAGGCCAGGAUCAGGCCACGGGUCCAUGGAAAGGAGGGGACAGAAUGCUCAGGAAUAUGGCUGUUAACGUGCCUUGGAAACGGCUGGUCCGUUUCGUCCCUCGAUCAGAUCCGUCUCAGGUCCUCAUUGGACAGCCCCAGGACGACGACGUCGAUGUCGGUAUCGCUGUGCGGCGAGGGUUGGACGUCGCUGUCGAUGUCUUCUCCGGCUCAUCCGUCCUGUCGCCUGGCAGGCAGACCGGGACCAGCGCCAUUAUCGACCGAGUCCUGUCGCCUCUGGCGAUGUCCGAGGUCGGCACAAUUCGAUGCAUUGGGCUGAACUACAAGCAGCACGCCGCCGAAGUCAACAUGGCCUUGCCCACCGUCCCGACCGUGUUCAUGAAACCAAGCACCUCGCUCGGCGACCCGUGGCCGGCGCCGACCGUCCUCCCCAAGCUCACCCAGCACGACGACAGCGGCGACUACGAGGCCGAGCUGGGCGUGGUCAUCGGCGCGGCGGCCAAGAACGUCGCGGAGGCCGACGCCCUGGCCCACGUGCUGGGGUACACGGCGUGCAACGAUGUGUCGAGCCGCGCCGCCCAGUUCGCACAGAGCCAGUGGUGUUUCUCCAAAGGCUUCGACGGCGCCUGUCCCAUUGGGCCGACGCUCGUGUCGCCGGCCCUGAUCCCGGACCCGGCCAGGCUGCAUCUGAGGGGCCGCCUGAAGAAGAAGGACCAGCACGGCGACGGCAACGACGUCCCGCCGCUGCGGCUGCUUCAGGACUGCGGCACCGACGACCUCAUCUUCUCCAUCCCCCAGCUGAUCAGCUUCUUGUCCCAGGGCACGACGCUGCUGCCGGGCACGUUGAUCAUCACGGGGACGCCCGCGGGGGUCGGCAUCGUGAGGAAACCAAAGGUCACGGUCAAGCACGGCGACGAGUUCCACGUCGAGAUUCGGCCGUAUAUCGGCACGUUGGUGAAUGUGUUUGAGAAUGAGACGUGAUCAUCUGUCUGUCAGGCCGAUACAUUCGAAGGCGGAGGACGGAUCCAGAAUUUUAUCUCUGUGAGCGAAAAAAGGUUGAGGCUAGAGGACCAUUUUCUUGGAUUCUGGCUAUCGAGAACUGCAUGACGAGCUUGGAUAGACCAAGGCAACAGCUAGUUGAGGGUGAAAUGUGGGCCCAACUGUUCACAAUUAUCCAUCAACCUGCCAUUUGGAAAUCGAUGUGAAGAUAUAAAGAUGCCGGCCACUCUUGUAGCCAAACAUGCUUGC
Messenger RNA from Cladophialophora immunda, 1250 nucleotides. RefSeq lists its product as uncharacterized. Bases 48 to 983 code for a protein of 311 amino acids. Gene Ontology annotation, molecular function: acetylpyruvate hydrolase activity. NCBI's taxonomy places the organism in Eukaryota, Fungi, Ascomycota, Eurotiomycetes, Chaetothyriales, Herpotrichiellaceae. The record is from RefSeq and is a predicted model, not a curated record. The transcript has 4 exons.